This is a messenger RNA of Rubroshorea leprosula, 1860 nucleotides long. Lineage: Eukaryota; Viridiplantae; Streptophyta; Magnoliopsida; Malvales; Dipterocarpaceae. The record is from the annotation of a GenBank genome assembly.
GCUGAUUUGAUCAAAACCUUCCUUGAUUUCUUAACAAAUUUACCCCAACAUGGGAAAGUGCAUUCCAUCGUCUUCAUUCUCCAUGCUCCUUCCCCUUCUCCUUCUCCUCCCCUUACUCACUCACCAUGCCAAACUAGUCACCGGUGUGUCUCUCUCCACCAACUCUCGGUGGAUCGUCGACAGCCAAACUGGGAAGCGAGUGAAGCUGGCGUGUGUCAACUGGAUAGCCCAUCUGGAACCAGUAGUGGCAGAAGGGCUAAACAAGCAACCAGUGGACGUGAUCAGCAAGAAGAUUCGGUCCUUGGGAUUCAACUGCAUCCGUUUCACUUGGCCGGUUUUUCUGGCUACCGAUGACUCCCUGGCAUCUACCACCGUCCGGCAAUCAUUUCAAAAACUCGGCUUGACGGACGCCCUCUCUGGUAUUCAGGCCAAAAAUCCCUCCAUCAUUGAUCUCACCCUCAUUAAAGCUUUCGAGGCAGUAGUGUCCAACCUUAGGGACAAUAAUCUGUUGGUUAUACUAGACAACCACGUAAGCAAGCCUGGAUGGUGCUGUGAUAAAAAGGACGGCAAUGGAUUCUUCGGGGACCAGUUCUUCAACCCUGAUUUAUGGAUCCAGGGCCUAAGCCGGAUGGCCACCAUGUUCAAAGACUUCCCCAACGUAAUCGGCAUGACCCUCAGAAACGAGCUCAGAGGCCGCAGAGAGAACCAAAAUGAUUGGUACAAUUACAUGCAGAAGGGUGCGGAAGCAGUGCACUCCGCCAAUCCAAAUGUCCUAGUUAUCCUUUCCGGCUUGAAUUUCGACACAGACUUAGGAUUCCUCAAUAACAAGCCAGUUAGCCUUUCCUUCACUGGAAAACUGGUUUUUGAGAUGCACUGGUAUGCUUUUACUAAUGGAGGCAUAUGGUCCAGGAACAAUGUAAAUGAAGCUUGUGGAAGAGUGUUGAAUUUGGUGAUGGGAUCAACCGGUUUUUUGUUGCAAAAAGGGUAUCCGUUCUUUAUGAGCGAGUUUGGGGUGGAUAUGAGUGGUAGUAACAGUAAUGACAAUAGGUACUUGAAUUGCCUCUUGGGGUUAGCAGCUGAGCUUGAUCUAGAUUGGGCUAUUUGGACAUUGGUUGGAAAUUAUUACACAAGAUCUGAAGAGGGUUAUGGGGUAUUGGACGCGAAUUGGAGUGAACCUAGGAAUCCAGGCUUUCUCCAAAAAAUAUCAUCCCUGCAAUAUGUUUUCCAAGGGCCGGGUGAAGAUGAAUAUCCUAAACAGCAUAAGGUGAUCUUUCAUCCAGCAACGGGGCUUUGUGUCCAUAGAUCACAGCCAUUGCAAUUGGGUCCAUGUUCACAAGCUUUACCCUGUAUAGCCCCCAAUGAUAAAACAUUGAUCCUGAGGAGACACUGCCUAGCAGUUGAUGAUUUGGGGAAAAUAAUAAAAUUUGGGACUAUUGGCGGUAAGGAAUGUGCAAAAUGGGAUAUGAUAUCAGAUUCAAAGAUGCACCUUUCAGCUAAGCUCAGCAAUGGGACACCGGUUUGCCUGGAUGUAGACUCUUCUACAAACAGGAUUGUUACAAACUCAUGCAAGUGCCUGGGGAAUGAUAAAAAUUGUGACCCUUCAAGUCAGUGGUUCAAAAUAAUUGACAGCACAAGAACAACUUAAAUAAUUGACAACGACUUAAAAAAUAAACUGGGGGGCAAAAUCUUUCCCAGAUAGCUAGCCAAUUCUAUUGGUAUUGUUCACUUCAUUAAAUAUGUGUGUUUAAUUCUUUUAAGGGAAACAUACAUUUCCAAAUCAGUUUAUGUUUUUUUGGUAUACCCAACAAACUCAAUCAGUUAUGAAUUCAGCAACAUUCUCAAUAGAUCAUUCUAGAGUCU